Molecule: messenger RNA, 8656 nt
Organism: Rhipicephalus microplus (southern cattle tick)
Lineage: Eukaryota; Metazoa; Arthropoda; Arachnida; Ixodida; Ixodidae
Gene: Sin1
Product: SAPK-interacting protein 1
Biological process (GO): TORC2 signaling
Cellular component (GO): plasma membrane; TORC2 complex; cytoplasm
Molecular function (GO): phosphatidylinositol-4,5-bisphosphate binding
Source: RefSeq, a predicted model, not a curated record
AGUUUUCUCAAAAGUCGAAAAGGUUUGUUUUGAGCUUCGAAGAUUGGGUUUCCGCAAAUUUUACUGCUGUCUGGCGUUGGUUGAUGCCGGUACAUCGAGUCAAUUAUUGAAUCCUGCGCUUUUUUUUUUUUCACGCAUCAAUCGUAAAACGGGCCGUCCGUGCGGUAUCGGGAAGUCACCAUGUCCGGUCUUGUUCGUGUGAUGGACUUGUCAGAACAACAGUGUUUUAACGCAGAAAAUCGGCUACUAUAUCCCAUCUAGGUCGUCUUCGACAGCGUUUAUGCGACCCCGGGUAUCCCUCAUCACUCCUUCGGGGACUUGGCCGCCUCGCGUUUCCAAAAGGUCAAAUCAAGAUGCCGGGGUCCGUCCAUCUACGUAGCAGCUGGUACUGCGUGACAAAGACGCCUUGUCUUUUAGGGAGGGUCGAAUCUACACUCUGAGCAAGUGACAGUGUGAAGUCCGUAGGAGGAAUGCAUUUGCUUCGAAACGAGGUGUCCCGCGGAGACUCCUAGGCCCACGGCGCGCCGCCAAGGCGCGCUGUGUCCCGACUCCCACAUCCAGUGUAGCGGCGCUGGCAGGCUUCUGGGAGGAGGAGCGGCGGCAUCGGCGGACCAGGAAAGGCAGGAGACCCGUCGCGACGGAUAGCCCCGGCUGGGGGGGCAGUUGACUGCGCACACAAAAAGGACGUGCUCCUGUACGAGCCGUGUGAGCGCAGUCGACGGCGUGCUACCUCUGUAUAGUUUUCCUUGCUCUCGGUGAGUGGGUUGGACUGUCGACGUCCCUCCGGCUGUGGUAUUAUUCGUGCAUAACGGUUGGUAUGGCGCUGUACGACGACGCGCGAUUUGUGCUGUCGCACGUGCGCCACUCGUUCGUGACGUGCGACGACACCGGACUGUGCGAGCUGGCCUUGCUGAGCGACGCCGACAUCCGCGUCGCCUGGCCUCAGCAGGCGACCUCGCAGGUGACCACCGACCUAGCGGCGGAAGCCGAGCAACUGCAGCUGCAGCAGCAACAAGAGAUGAGCCAGUCCUACGACAUCGUCUCCGAGAUGGAGUUCAUCGGAGCUCACCGCAGGCGCUCUAACACGGCCCAGCGACUGGAACGGCUGAAAAAGGAGCGUCGGCUGCAAGGGAAGCUGCGUCACGUCGUCUGGAAGGACCAGCCUGCCAAAGAACUCAGCGCCUCGGAAUUGGACGCCUAUUUUCCCCGCAAGGACGUUGGCCGCCGUUCCGGCAAGUGGUCUCCCCCCGCAGACGGCGAAGCCACGAAAAGAAGUUCGGCGCUGACGCGACAGCUGGAGCAGUUUCCCGUGGCGCCCAACAACCCGUUCAACGAGUACACGCGCUUCGAUGGCAAGGUGAGCGAGCCAGCACACCGUCGAAUCAACAUCUUCAUGAGCAUGCUGCCUCCGGAGGAGCGGGGAUUCCCCAUUGUGGUGUCGGCAUUGCCUGGUGCCCGAAUCCAGGACCUCAUAGGCCUUGUAUGUUGGCACUACACCAACGAGGGGCGUUCACCAAAACUCAGGCCUAGUGUGUCUCAGUACUGCUUGAGGAUUGCGGAAGAAAGUGGAGAAAUUGAUGAGGACUUCCCGCCACUGGACCCUCGGGAACCUGUGACAAAGUUUGAGUUCCCGUACCUGGCCUUGGCCGAGGUGGAGAGGGAAGAUUUUCCCACAGGACCUCUGCUCACCUUCCACACCAAGGAUGGUUUCACGAAAGUCCAGAUUCCCAGUCUAGAUGCCACAUUGCGAGAAGUGCUCGACCAAAUGCUCAAGAAGCGCAAGGGCUUGCUACGCUCAUUGGGGCCCGAGUUCCAUGUUGAAGACUACCGAGAAGUGGGCAUCCCUAUAGACUUGGACACCACCAUCCGGACGAGCGGCACCCUUGAGUUCACCCUAGUGUCAGAGGACGCGGUGUUAUCAAGAACACAGCCAGAUGAUUAUCCUGACCGAGACAUGACCGCCAUGGAAGCUCACCUGUACCAAGCAUUCAAUGUGGCUCUCGUACCUCGCAUAGGACGUAACACUGAAGUCCAGUUAGGUAUAUCCGGCGAGAAGGUGGAGAUAACGCCUCUGCAUCAGAAACCCAAGAACCGACUCUGGAGUUGGCAGCCAAAGGCAGUUACGCACAACAUGAACGAGAUUGCUGCAUGCGAGUUUGUCCACCGAAAACACAGCAUGGGCUCUCCAGAGAAGUGUGUGGUGAAAGUAGUGUACUUAUCUGGCGGAGAGUUCAAGAACCAUGUCUUUGAGACAGACCCUGGCACGGCAUCUGUUAUCCGGAACAAGCUGGGCUACAUCCUCGUCAUGCGUACAAGUCCAGCACGUACUCAGUACCUGGCACUAAAGGAGCGAAAGCUGCUUCGCAAGCAAUCCUCCUUCCUGCUGCCUAGCUAAGGCCUUGUUCCUUGAACUACUAUUUCAAGCUCCAUCCUCCACUCUGCAUCUUGUGCUACAACACGUGAUAGCAAAUGAGGCGUUCAGACGGAGCAUGUGUGUUGUGCUCCAAAUUGUGCUCAGAUCAUUUGUUGUGUUGUCAUUUGUCUUGCAUGCCUCGUGCUUUGUAGCGCACCCCUCGGCUAGACGUGAGGUUCCUCUCUCCUCUCUCUCUUAUGCUCAAACAUGUCCCACCCCUCUGCUUUCUCCUCUAACCAAUCCCGUCAUAUCACAUUUUCUCUAAGAAUGAAUGGCAAAGAAAGCUUACUGGUCGUAGAAGCAGUGUUGAGAACUUGGUCAUGCCUUUCUUUUUUUUUGUUUGUUUUUUUUUUUUUUGUUUUUUUUUUUCGGUGGCAGCAGUUUUUGUUUACAACCAUAGUCUCCCUUGAGGGUGCAAAUUAUAGCCAUAUGCUCUGAAGCCUAUCGUUUUCUUCUGCAUUUUAUGGCCCUGAGCCUCUGACACCUAAUCCACUGGUAAUCAUUUUUUUUUUUAUUGAUGAACGUGUCUCUGUUGUGAGGAUGCGAGUUGUAUUAGGUGAAAGGCCUUGUUGGUCAUUUGUGCAUGCUGGUCACUGUGCAUUGUUGCUUGUUUUCCAGCUCUCACAAUGAUUGGUCUGUGAGGCUCAGGGUUUCCUUUAACACACUUGCUGCCCCGUCUUCUAUCGCAUCCUCUCCUCAUCUCAUCCUGAGGCUGCGUUAUGUAUGUGCCUAGUAGAACUUUGUGGUGGACACGUCUUGUCCUUGUUAGUUUGUGCGAUUAGCAGUGUACAGCUUUAGAAGGACUCUCGAACACUUUCGAAGCCUCCUUCUUUUUUUUUUUUUUUUUUUGCAGGUUGUGUAGACAGUUUGUUAGAGAAACCUUUUGCGUGGUUCGUAGCAUGGAUAUGAAAUUAUUUAUUUGAUAUUUUAAUCACGCAAAGCAGUUGUGACAUGGGCUGCCAACAGCAUCAGUGCAUAGUGGGGCUCGCCAGAAGCACUUCUUAUAGAAAAGUCAUCAUCAGAAGCUUGUCCAUAUUGAUAAAAACAAAGUUGCAGAUAACUAGUUCUUCAUUGAUGUGAAAUCUUGCUGGAAGUUAGAUUAGUUUGGUUUCAGUUUGUUUGCUGUACAUCUUAAUAUAUUGCAUAUAGAUGUGGUCGUAAAAUGUAAGCAUUACAACUAUAAGAAGUCGGUAAGCGCUAGCUGCUCUCUCACCUGUGGCCUCUAAGCGUAAAGAAAUGCACGCACAAGCAGUGAAUCUGCGUGAAAGGUUUUUUUCUCACUUGUGUGCUCUCAUGAGUAGCCCGGUUUUUUACUUCUUCACACUAGUGAAUGCUGUUGAAGUGGUAAAUGUUUCUCACCUCAGCAAGUUGUUGUUGUCUCACUUUUUUCUCCAGGUGUGUGGCUUCACAUUAGUUAAACCUCGUUAGUGCAUUCCCGCUUUAAGCAUACUAACGUUUAAAAUCUAGUUGCGACGAGUCCCCGAUGGAGUCUCGGAGACUAGUGCAUUCGUAGACCGCUUGAUCAGUAGUGUUUGGCUUAUGCCUACCGGUUAGUGCGUAAUAACUGUGUAACACAAUAACAUUUUGUGCCACAAAAUUUUACUGUGCCACCGUCAUGUUGAUAAGUGCGGAGAUCAGCCAAUAAGUUAUUCCAAUUUCUGCGCGAUUGCGGCGAUGACAUUCCGAGUAAUCAUCAGGGAAAAAACGAAGGCGAGGUAGCGACCACCAACAAACGCGCUGGUACGACUUAUUGCCAGCAAAAAGACUUAUCACAGUAAGCAUCCUUAGUUAUCUGCUCGGGCAAACGUGUGAUGUAGCGUCACUUUAAGCCUACUGCACUCUUUUAGGAGUCAACUACCUGAACGGGCUGGGCUGCCGAUCGUUGCCGCUUCGUUUUCCGGGACCGUGUUCAAACACGCACCGCUUUACAUAAACGCAAGCAGCUCGCUGUCACAGAGUUUAGCGUUGCCGGCACUGAGAAACCUUGCUUUAUUACGCCAAUGCACGCAUCGUACAGCGAGCGUAGUGCUGUUGUUAUCAUGCUGGACGCUUUUAUGUAGCGACAGCCCAAACGCCCCUCUAUCUGCUGCCAGGACUGCUAGAGCAUCACGGAGAGCGCAUUGCUUGCGUAAGCUCUUCGUUGCCGCAUUAACUGAGCAGGCUACUCGCCAAACUUGUGCAUGGCCUGAAGCAGAGAGGGUGUACUCUACAGCAAGCAGAUCGGCAGUGAUGGUGUGCACAGGGUGAGCGAAGCACUGCAUGCAACUAGUCAUGUAGUAAACAAUCUGGCUCUCUGAGACUGAACUGCGUUUUAAAAAAGAAAAUGCGUGAGUUUUCGCUAAGAAGCAGACCGUGGAAAAACUUUCACGAACAGCCGAUUGUGUUCGUUCUAUUGCUGUACAACGCUGCGUAUCCCGGAUCUCCCUGUAGUUUCUAAAUGCUCAUUGGCGUCGCCAUCGUGUGCUAUCGGACGGUUGUGCGAGAAUCAGCAACUUUUCUGUACUUUGGCAAAAAAAAAAGAAAUGGCUUUGCGGUGGGAACUUUAGUCAAUGUUUCCCGUGGCACUGAGUUUCUUCCAUUGUUGGCGGCGAUGGCGCAUGUCAGGAGAUGCAAAUUUGUAGCUGGUGGUUAAUGCAUGGUACGCUUAGUGCAUAGAUAUGCCGCCGUCCCUAGCAGGUACAUAUUAACGGGGUUUCACUGUAUUUGUUACUGUGGUAAUGGCAUUAUUAUUACCCUGGGUGGAACAAGCAAACAUGGAAUGCAAACUUCCACUGUGUAGGUGCUUCUAGCUCUUACCGGUAGCAGCAGGUUAUGUCACUGAGUGAGACAAAUCAUCACAUAUUACCCGUGAAAUUUGUUUGUUUUUUCUUGUAUUCCUAAUUUUUUGGUGGAAUAACUUCCUAGGGCAUGCUACUAUUGCUGCCAUUGUUGCUGCAUUUAUCUGUCCUGCUAUCAGUCUAUACAACCCACAAAUAAAAAAAAUGGGGGUUUAAGAAGCGAAAGAGGGCCUGUUAGAACUUUCAACUUGUAUAUAAAUGUGUGAUUCGAAAGUUAGACAGUUAGCGACAUCUUUCCCGGUACAAUGAGCAUCCUCCAUUCACAUUUGAUUCUCUUCGUUUUUGUGAGCCAUGCGACACCAAUAUAGAAUAAUGCACCAUCAUCUUUUGAAACUUGAAAUGCAACAUGCUGAAAGGCCACAAUGUGACACAAGUGAAAUGUGAAAUAAACAGCCAGAAUUGGGCAUCUAUAUGUACAUAUUUGCUUUUUAUCAUGCAGAGUGGUAUAGUUCGGUGUUAGGAAUAUGUGUGGCAAAUGGGCAGCAAAAGCACUGGACUUCGCUUGGUUUCACAGGCCCUCGAGUAAUGUUGAUGGAGCCAAUAAAACUUGGGAAGUGUGCAUCAGCUACGCAAAGAGAGUUAUGUGUCAAGCAAGACUGCUCUGGGCAUACCUGAUAUUUAUGUAACCUCCCCACUUGCCUACUGUACAGCACUGGUGUUACAUGCGACAGCAUUUCUCAGGUUUCACCACGGUUCAUUUGUUUGCUUUUCCAGUCUUCUGUAUCUUUUGCCCUAUUUUGUAUGUAGCUACCCAGAAAAAAAUGUACGACUAAGCAGCUGUUCAUGUCAUGCACACGGCCUGCUGCCAAGAGAAUGGGGACGUUUACAGUUGUCUGUUACUCAAGUGACCUUGGGAAUGAGUUUUCAGUAAAUGCAACUACAGUCGACUCUCGUUAGUUCAAACUCUAAAGGACUUCUGAAUUUUCUAUGAAUUAUCAGAAGUUCUCAGAUAGAUGACUCUGGGUGAGGUGACACCACACAUUAUGAUUAGGCAUUGAUUUUAUCACAUUUAAAAAAUUUUAUGUGUUUUUAAGCCCUAACUGUAUGCAGUGAACAGAAAGCAGAAAUGUAAAGUCCACAAGUUUAUUGUCCAUUUACUGCUGAUCAGACCUUUUGAAGAAAUCGUGAAUUGCCAACUGCUUCAUUGCUACAGGUGUGUGCCUUCGGCACAAGCUCUCUAUACCAGUUGAGAAGCAUUACGGUUUACCAUGCGUGUGCUUCGUUUCAAACAUUUGUUUACUUGCAAAGCCUUUUUCCCUGAAUGCCUCAGGGGCUCAUUUUGCAUUUUCAGACUGUUAAGAUUAUAUAAGCACACACAUUUUUAAAUAGUAGUGGGAAAGCUGGAUAUUUUUUGGCAUAGACCUGCAAAAAGUACCAACUGAAUGAUGGAGUUUAAUAGGAGGCUUUUAAAUACAUUGAAAGAAUAGAGGGCCAACCAAAAAAAUGAAUUUUGUUUGAAUUAACCAAAAGUACAAAUUAUCAGAGUUCGAAUUAUUGAUAGUCUACUGUAAGUACUUGUGACCUGUAAUGUGAUCCAUAAUAUGCCAGAGAAAGAGGCAGAAUUUCACAGACAUGUGCCGAAAACUUAUUUCUAACAGGCAUUUCCUGCAUGACACUCACAUACACCUCAUCUUUCUUUGCUGAUUUCUUUCCCUCUUUUGAGACAGAGUGCUCCCAUUACUAAAGUUGGUAACUGUUCCACACCCAUAUUUGCUUUCUUUGUUUCUUCGGCCACUACAGUGUUUUACUGAAGCAAUGAAGUGUGAAAAGAAGGUAUAGAAGACCUUGCGUUAUCUGCAGUGCAGAUUUGCACCCUUGUCCUACCUCUAGUUUUGCAGUGUUUGCAGAUGUAGCAAGUAAUCUGCUGCGUUACCUGUGUGGGUCACUCAAAAUGUUCCACAGUGCUCGCCCUAUUUUUUACUUUUUACAAGUUGUUGAAGUGACCCUGACACCCGUGUGGCAGAGGCGAGGAAGAGCAGUGUUUUGAUUUGUGCCGGUGAUUUCACGAAAAUGCGCAUUUCACCCAGAGACACGCGAAAUUAUAUGCUGUGUAGCAACCGACAAGUUUGGUGCAUUCUGCCUUGUUGGCCCUUUUCUGUGUCACCUGCGUAAUUUGUAAGCAUCACCGUUUUUUUUUUUUUCUAUUGGAUAGUCACUUUGGAUAUAUGCGAUUUUGCCGACUGAACUCUGGCUGACGGCAUGGGUUCAUACGCACUCAGUGUUCACAUUCAUAGUAUGCUACAUGCUUUUUCUGACUCUGUGUAAAAACUAAACUUUUCCUUUGUAUAGCGUGAUCAAAGAGCAGUGUGUUGUGUGGCACUUGGAAUUCACGUCUUCUACUCAUUGUACAGCCAUCAUUGUGUGUGGCUUAAGGUAAUUCUUAAAGAAAGAAAAGGAAGGAACAAGAUGUCAUGUUGCCCUAAUUGCAAACAGUCUUAUUGAAAGUGUCUACUAGAAGCCACCAUUAAUGCACCUUAGAAGUGCAUUAAAGUACUGAUAUCACACAUUGCAAGGGUAAGCAAACAGACCAAAUUCACUUGUAGUGCUCAUCUUGUCUUGGCACCCAAAUGGUUUUACCCCAGCUUAGGUAUCCAAUGUUACAAGGAAUACGUCAAUCACAUUCAAGAGCUUGUGUUCCUUCUCUCUGAAUAACCUUUCUCACUGAGUAUUCUCAUGGCAGUUCUCGGUGAACACAAUAUUGCCUGAAAUUUUGGCGAAAUUUUGGGCAAAUAUAUGUGCUGUUGUUUCAUUCCUGCUGGCACGGUACUGUAGUCCUGUGCCAGUACAAGACUGGCAAGCUCAAAAGCAGCUUUAUGUUUCCUUCCCGUAUAUCUGGCAUCUUGCAUAUUCUGCCAGCAGGAUUCGUAGUAUCAAUGCUUGUAAUUCUGCAGUGCUGUGCCCUUCUCUGCAGGAGUGGAUAAACUGUCUUUGCAAGAGCAGAAGAGAUAAGGGGAGCUUCGAAAGCUGAGCGAUUUGGGCCGAGCUUGUACAUUUUGCAUAUGAUGUUGUCUGUUCAGCGAAAAUCUUUUGCUCAAAUGGCUAUAAACACACGUUCUAUCAUAUGGGCACGUGAAAGGUGUUCUACGAAACUUUCAACAGCCUCUUUCUGUGAAGGUUCGCCAUAAUGCUAUACAGGUCAUGUUCUGAUUGCUCGCCUUGUUUUUAGUUUGUGAUGACUGUAGCAACCUUGGUGCAGUGAAGAAGUCAUACAUAAUUUUUCCUCCUGCCUGGGGACUGACCAUAUAUUGGUUUGUCAUCCAUGUUCUGUUUCUCUUUUUUUUGCUGUUUCAUGAAACUGUUUUUGUUUGUGUGACUUUGUUAGCAGAAGUUACUAUUGUAACACUGUCCAAAGAACAAGAAUUGUAAGUAAAAUUUUACAAGUAGUAAAAUGUUUUGGUGCUGCCUA